Messenger RNA from Aureococcus anophagefferens, 1608 nucleotides. RefSeq lists its product as hypothetical. Lineage: Eukaryota; Pelagophyceae; Pelagomonadales; Pelagomonadaceae. The record is from RefSeq and is a predicted model, not a curated record. The transcript has 2 exons. The coding region runs from base 1 to 1608 and encodes 535 amino acids.
AUGCGGGGCCUCCUGGUGGCCUGCGCGUGCAUCCACGGCACCGCGGCCCUCUCCCUCCCCUCGCGGCGCCACUUUCUCGUCGGCGGCGGCGCGUCGGCCGUCGCCGGCCCCGCGGCCGCCAAGACGGACGCGGCGGCGCUCGUCCCCGCCGAGGCCGAGGCGGCGCCGAGCACGGGGCUCACGGGGCUCCUGCUGCUGCCGCCCGGCGAGGACGGGUCCUACGCCGAGAGCGUCGAGUGCGUCUACGCGCGCAUCCGGAGCGUGCUGAGCAACGUCGAGACGAGCCGCUGCGGCGAGGACGUCGUCGUCGUCGCGCCGGGCGCGGACAUGGCGACGAUCGCCAAGGCCAUGCUCUACGGCACGGACCUGCGGGACCACUUCCGCGGGCCGCCCGUCUCCCCCGGCGCCGUCGUCCACUUCGGGGACAUGGCGGCGACGGCCAAGCCCUGGGCGACGACGCGCGCGUCGACGGACCCGGGCCUCGCCUGGGCGGACCGGGAGCGCAAGGCCCUCACGGUCGCGCGCGAGGACCGCAAGAAGGCCGCGCGGGACCUCCGGCUCGCGGCCGACGACGUCGACCACGCGGUCCGCGGCGCCAAGGGCCGCGCGGCGACCGCGCGCCAGAAGGCCGCGGACGCCGCGGAGCGGCGCGAGGCCGCGGACGCGCGCGUCCUCGCGUCGGCGCAGGAGGAGGCGCUGAAGGAGGCCGAGCGCGCCGCGCGGGAGCGGCGCGCGGAAGACGCGCGGGUCCUCGCGGCGGCCAAGGAGGAGGCGCUCGUCGCGCGGCGCUCCGAGGAGCGCGCGGCGCGCGACGCCGCGGACCGGGAGAAGCGGGAGCGGCAGCGCGUCCUCUACGCCGCGAAGCAGAAGGCCGACGACGAGAAGAAGGCCGCGCAGCGCGCGGUCUACGCCGCGCGCCAGCGGGAGCAGCGCGAGCGCCAGGCGCUGUCCAAGGAGGGCGAGGGCCUCGCGUUCCUCGAGGAGGAGGGCCUCUACGCGCUCGGCGGCGUCGUCGCCGCGGGCCUGGGGCUCCAGUCCCUGGGGGAGCCCGCGUCGCCGGAGGAGCUCGAGGCGCGGCGCCGCGCCGCCGAGGCGCGCGCCGCGCGCCUCGCGGCCGUCGAGGCCGAGGACCGCGCCGCGGCCGCGCGCGAGGCCGCGGCGCGGGCCGCCGCGGCCGCGGAGCUCGAGGCGGAGCGCGCCGCGGCCGCCGCGGCGCUCCAGGACCAGCGCCGCGCCGAGGCCGCGCGCCUCAAGCUCGAGCGCGAGGCGCUGCGGCUCGCGCGCGAGGCCGAGAACGCGCGCAAGGUCGAGCGCAUGGUGCCCUCGGCGAAGGAGGCCGCGCACAAGCAGCGGGUUCGCGACGAGGCGGCCGCGCGCGCCGAGCGCGAGCAGCGGGACGAGGACCGCCGCCGGGCCGCGGCGGCCGCGGCCGAGGCCGAGGCCCGGGCCGCGCUCGCGGCGACGGCCGCGGAGGCCGCGCUGCCCGACGCCGACGGCGGGCCCUGCGACCCGCUCGACGACCUCUGCAACGCCGUCUACGCCAACGAGCGCGACGACUCCUGGCUCUACGACAUCCAGGGCAUCCUCGCCGCGUCGGAAGACGACUAG